GCCACUUCUUUACAUUCAUUACACCCAUUACUACAAAACCACCUUUUAAUCCUCUUUACAAAUAGCCCCCUGUUACUUCAAGACCCAGAUCAAUGGCUCCGAGCGACGUGAAGGUUCUGGGCGCGGCGCCGAGCCCGUAUGUGAACCGGGUUCAGAUCGCCCUCAAUUUGAAACAUGUCGACUACGAGUUUCUCGAGGAGACGUUUGGGUCCAAGAGUGAGCUACUGUUGAAAUCGAACCCGGUUCACAAGAAAAUCCCGGUUAUGAUUCAUGGGGGAAAACCCAUUUGUGAGUCACUUAUCAUUGUGCAGUACAUUGACGAGGUGUGGACCGAUGGCCCGAGUAUUCUCGCUUCGGAUCCGUACGAUCAGGCCAUGGCCCGGUUCUGGGCUGCCUAUGUUGAUGAGAAGUGGUGGCCGACACUCUGGGGGGUUCGGAACUUGGAGGAAGACGAGGCAAAAGCGGCAGCACUAGAGCAAGUUAUGGAAGGGACGAUGCUGUUGGAGGAUGCUUUUGUCAAAUGUGGCAAAGGGAAGGACUUCUUCGGUGGUGACACAAUCGGGUACCUCGAUAUAGCCCUUGGGAGCUUCUUGGGGUGGGUGAGAGCGUCCGAGAAGAUGGCCAAUAUAAAGCUGCUCGAUGAAACCAAGACCCCUGGGCUGUUUGGAUGGGCCGAGAGGUUUGGUUCAAAUGCUGCUGUGAAGGAUGUUAUUCCGGAAACAGAGAGGCUUGUGGAGCUUCUCAAGAUGUUAGCUGCCAGAGCUAAAGCUCAGUAAUUUCCCCAAUUAGGUUGUCACCAAGUCAAUAAUUUGGGCCAUGUAGAUUGCUCAAGUUGGUCUCUUUUUCUUUGUUUUUCUUUUCGAUUUCUUUUUGUUUUGGUUCGGAGUUUUGUAAUUCAAUAAGCAGUAUUGUUAUUAGCAAUUUUUGGAGUUGCUUUAUAGCUUUUUCGUUUUGCUAUUCAGAGAGUUUGUGCCAGAGUGCUGUUUUCAUUUUUUGAUGUAACUCAUACCAAAUAGAAAAUGGUUAUUUUUUAUAGGGUUGUGAUUAGACCUUUGUAGUAGUUUUAGAUGUUUUCCGA
Molecule: messenger RNA, 1078 nt
Organism: Rhododendron vialii
Lineage: Eukaryota; Viridiplantae; Streptophyta; Magnoliopsida; Ericales; Ericaceae
Product: glutathione S-transferase U17-like
Exons: 2
Coding region: 93-776 (227 amino acids)
Biological process (GO): glutathione metabolic process
Cellular component (GO): cytoplasm
Molecular function (GO): glutathione transferase activity
Source: RefSeq, a predicted model, not a curated record